AUGGCUACAGGCCACUCGCGGGAAUCAAAUGAACUCGAAGCUCAACACCAUGGAUACGAACACCUUGCAUUCAAGAAUACUUACUUGAAUCGCCUCUUCACUAGAAUUGCCCUUCGCACCACAGGUCGCUUUUAUGCUCGCAACGGACCAUGUGUUCCAAUCUCCAAACACCGGAUAGUUAAGGCAGGAGACUUGGUUCAUCUGACUGAGGCGGCUACAAUGCAGUUCGUAGCCAAUCACACAUCCAUACCAGUUCCCAAGAUCUACUGCUCUUUUAUUUGGAAUAAUAGAGCUUACAUCGUGAUGGAGAGUAUCCAAGGUGAACCACUAUCGAAUGCUUGGUCGAGGCUGUCAGAGACAGCACGACAAUCUAUCUUUACUCAGAUAAGAGAUUACAUCGAUGAAUUACGACGUAUAGAACCUCCAGGACCUCAAGUCCAGAGCUCAGUUGGUGGGUCGCUUCGAGACCUACGGAUCGGCCAUGGCUAUCCUCGAUUUGGGCCUUUCAACUCCAUACGAGAAUUUCACUUCUGGCUAAGAGAGGGCAUGGUUGACUCGUCAGAGGCUCAUAAGGGUAUCAACGAGGAGGAACGUCAGGAGAUGCAAAAAAUGAUCACAAUGCAAGACAAAGAUCGGCCGAUGCCGGUUUUCACUCAUGGGGACUUAAAUCCAACGAAUAUCAUUGUACGUGGGGAAAAAAUUGUGGGGUUCGUUGAUUGGGAGUUUUCAGGCUGGUUCCCUGAUUACUGGGAGUAUACCACUGCGUAUUGCGGAAAUGUGGUGACAACUGAUUGGCAAGGUCUUAUACAUAACUUCCUGGACGAAUUUCCUGAUGAGCUAGCUAUGGAAAUCAUACGCCAUAAAUGGUGGGGGGAAUAA
Molecule: messenger RNA, 879 nt
Organism: Ustilaginoidea virens
Lineage: Eukaryota; Fungi; Ascomycota; Sordariomycetes; Hypocreales; Clavicipitaceae
Exons: 1
Coding region: 1-879 (292 amino acids)
Source: RefSeq, a predicted model, not a curated record